CCCUGCCCGAACCCCCCCUGGGCCCCUCCUCGAGCCCGCACCCAGGGGCUGUCCGGUCCCGUCCGGUCCCGUCCCGUCCCAGCGCUGUCUCGGAGCAGCCGGGAGCCGGCGCUGCCGGGAGGAGGUGGCGGAGCCCUGUCCUGGCCUCUCCCUGUGGGACCGGUGAAAUCAUUGUCAUUACGGCUCCGGCCCGGACCCGUUAAAUGGGGUCUCAGGUGCCACUGGAACCCCGGGGCCGUGACUCAGGCCCCGUGUUCAGUGGAGUUGCUCCUGAAAUUAUCGAGGAUACACUGAUCCACUUGGCCACGGAGAAUGAGCAGUACCUGAGCGAGCUGCCAGAGCAGGCUGGGUGCUUCAAAGAGACACGGAUCGUAGAGUUUAUAUUCCUUUUGUCUGAAAAAUGGCACUUGAACCACUCAACACGGUACCAGGCAGUGGAGUUACUGGAAAGGUUUAUGCUCAAGCAAGUAGAACAGAUGUGUGAUGACAGAGGGAACACUAAAGGCUGUGGCCAAGGCCAGAAGAGCAGCUGGAGCUCUGUGAAGGAUCAGAUAGUCAACACCUUUGUCCUGCGACUCGUGUCGUGUGUUCAGCUCGCCAGCAAACUCUCUCUGCACUACAGUAGAGUGACCAGUGACACAGCUUUAAAAUUUCUGCAAUCCUUAAAAUACUCCUACACUAAACAGGAAUUGCUGGAGUCGGAGCUUGCUGUUUUAAACACUCUGCACUACCAGAUCAAUGUGUCAACUCCGUUGGCCUACGUGGAAUUGCUUCUGGAGGUUCUAGGAUACAAUGGCUGCUUGCUUCCUGCCAAGCCCUUACACCAGCUGUGUGUGCAGCUGCUGGACUUUUGCUACCUGACCAGAGAGACCAUCUACGACACUCUGCUGAAGAUUGCCAUCGACAACUCCACACCAAGUGAGCUGCAGAUAGCCAAGUUUUUAACAGUGAAGGAAGAUUUCAUGCUCUUGGCUGUUGGAGUCAUCAGCACAGGUGUGUUCAUCCUGAGCCUCAGGCACUGGGAUCAGGUUGUGGAGCAUUUAAACUGCAUCACUGGCAUUACUUCACAAAGCAUCCUGGAGUUCUCCUACGCUGUGGUGAAGCGCAUAGUGGGCAGCACCACACCUGAGCAGCACCGUGGGAACUGUGGAACCAAAUCUCCUGAGGACAGAAUUCUGCCUCAGACGUAGAACCACCCUGUCCAUCCAGUCACUGGCCCAGAGCAGGAACUGUCACACUGCUGACACCAGUCCCUCCUCUGUGACACUGCCCAGGCACCCAGCACAGCUCAGGAUUACCUGAAUUCUGGAACAGCCCGUCAGUCACGUGUUAAUUAGCGAGGCUCGUCCUGCUAGGCAUCACUCCUGCUCUGAAGAGACCCAACAGUGUUCAGAAAUGCUCUGAAAACUUUACUGUAAGAGCUGCAUCUUUUAAGUUUUGAAUCUAAGUUUCCUUUGACCAAAGAGACCCCUCGGAGUAGUUGUGUUUGGGAAGUAUUGCCAUGCCUGGCUCUCCUGGGACAGGGAUUGCUGGGACCAGCUCUCACACCUGUGUUACAAAUGGAGCUGUGCUGUCUCCUCUUGCUGCUUUUAUAAAACUCCUGUCUCAGCUGCCUGUGAUUGUCCCCUCUGUGCCAGCACCUGCAGCUGUUUGCUCCUGCCCUCUCACAGCCAGCAGUGACCAGUGCUGUGAUGAGCACACUGUGCUGUGCCUGUCACCACAGCAGUGCCCAGCCUGUGUGUCCUGAGUGCCAGAGCUUUGUGCUGUGGGAGGCACUGCUGGCUGGAAACACCUGGAGUGUGGAAUAUUUCAUUGUUCCCUCGCUGCAGCCCUGUGCAGGAACAGGCUGCAGGAGGGAUUACAGUGCUGUAAUGUUGUUAUACACUUGUCAAGUUCACUAACAAAAAGAAGUGAUAAUAUGACUUACAAAAUACUUUAUUUCAAACUGUAGUGCUCUUUAAUGACCAGGCAGAGCUCUGGCAGUUUUCCCACAUCAUUCCCCAUGUUUGUAACAUUCUGCUUUUCCCGCCUUCCAUGAGCUGUAACAGAGCAGCAUCAAACUGAUGGGUGUUCUGAAGUCUGACAAUGAUUUACAUGCAUGGCCACAAACCCCAAAAAUAAGAGUGCAGAACACAUUUAAUAGCUGGGUUUUAUUCUGUUCAGCUUGAUGAUACAACUUUGCAUAUUGCUUUUCUAUAAACUACAUGUAAAUAAUGGUAUUUUUAUUAAAGUGUCUUGUGGAUUUUUGGUAUUGUAAA
Molecule: messenger RNA, 2258 nt
Organism: Parus major (Great Tit)
Lineage: Eukaryota; Metazoa; Chordata; Aves; Passeriformes; Paridae
Gene: CNTD1
Product: cyclin N-terminal domain containing 1
Exons: 7
Coding region: 204-1190 (328 amino acids)
Biological process (GO): reciprocal meiotic recombination
Cellular component (GO): site of double-strand break
Source: RefSeq, a predicted model, not a curated record